This is a messenger RNA of Ceraceosorus guamensis, 355 nucleotides long. RefSeq lists its product as hypothetical. NCBI's taxonomy places the organism in Eukaryota, Fungi, Basidiomycota, Exobasidiomycetes, Ceraceosorales, Ceraceosoraceae. Gene Ontology annotation, molecular function: nucleic acid binding. Bases 99 to 317 code for a protein of 72 amino acids. The record is from RefSeq and is a predicted model, not a curated record. The transcript is spliced from 2 exons.
UGUCACACACACACACACACACACACACACACACACACACACACACACACACACACACACACACACACACAGACAGACAAGCCUUUCUUCCUUGCACCAUGGACGACACUACACCUACCGUUGAGGCCGGACUUGGCGACACCAACGGCGUCGACCCGGCAGAGGCGGCCCGCUCUUCCAGAAAGGAGAACAGGGUCUACGUAGGCAACCUCAGCUACGACGUUAGGAGCAGUCACCUCAAGGAUUUCAUGCAGGGUGCAAAUCGGAAUGCCCGCAUAGAGUCGCUGCUUGCUCUGCUGGACAUUUCUAUCAUUUAGCGGCCAAUACGGCCACAAAUUUUCGCAUCUAACACGGA